GCCGCCGAAGCCCCUCCGCUUCUCUCUCCUCAUAUUUUGAGUCUCCUCUCUCUAAAAGCUCUCACCUGAAACGCUAACGAAGAUGUGUGGAGGUGCAAUCAUCUCCGAUUUCGACCCCGUCACCGAGCGCCGCCGCCGGAAAGUCUCUGCACAGGACCUCUGGGCCGAGCUAGAUCCGAUCUCCCAGUUCUGGGCCGCCAAUACUUCCGUCAGAAAAUCCCCUCUUCCCGACGAUGAUAUCAAGCCUAACCGUUCCUCCUCCCAGCUCACCCACCCAAAUCAAGGAACUGAAAAUGCUGGAAAAAGUGAGAAGCCUGAGAAGAAGAAGAAGGCGAGAAAGAAUGUCUACAGAGGAAUCCGACAGAGGCCGUGGGGAAAGUGGGCUGCGGAAAUCCGUGAUCCCCAGAAGGGUGUCAGAGUUUGGCUUGGAACGUUCAACACGGCAGAAGAAGCUGCCAGGGCAUAUGACGUUGCUGCCAUAAGAAUCCGCGGGAAGAAGGCCAAGCUCAACUUCCCCACAGAAUCCCCCUCUGGUCCUAAACCAAAACAAAGCUGCUACAAUGUAGGCGUCAAAGAUCCGAGCCCUCAGGAAAGCUCCGGCUCAUCCUAUAUGACGCCUGUGAACAUGGACCUGGGCCAAACUACUACCCCGUUGCUGAACUUUGAGGCCGUUCCGUCUUAUAAACCACUUGAGGCAGCUGACCUCCAGCAAGAGAUUGGUGGGACUGAGUUUAAGGCUCAGAUAUCAGACUUGGAAUCCUUCCUCGAAUUAGAACCCGAGUCUGCUGAGUUUGUUGGGGACGGUGUUGAGUUUGAUUCAUUUGAUCCGUUUAUGAUGGAGGAAUUGUUUGGUGCUACUCCACAGGACCAGGUGUUAUUCUAGAGCAUGUGGGUGGUGAUGAGAAUUGUGUAAAUGCAGGAUAAUAAAGUGCGCUCGUGCAUAUGUUUGUAUCAGUGUAUGUGUAAAAUGGAUGGUUUCGUCUUUUCUAUGAUGUGUUCUAAUUCAGAAUCUAGGACUGCAGAUAUGUAUACCUUUAAUGCUUCGGUUCAUGCAUCUGCUUACUUUUAGUUCGCUUUCUCGUAUUUUAUUAGUAUAAGUAAUUACUACAUAUUUUAUGCAUUACCUUAUAUGGAAUAUGUUAGUACUUGA
This is a messenger RNA of Cuscuta epithymum, 1150 nucleotides long. NCBI's taxonomy places the organism in Eukaryota, Viridiplantae, Streptophyta, Magnoliopsida, Solanales, Convolvulaceae. The record is from the annotation of a GenBank genome assembly.